This is a messenger RNA of Penicillium maclennaniae, 303 nucleotides long. RefSeq names its product Dabb family protein. The record is from RefSeq and is a predicted model, not a curated record. The transcript is spliced from 4 exons. Bases 1 to 303 code for a protein of 100 amino acids. Lineage: Eukaryota; Fungi; Ascomycota; Eurotiomycetes; Eurotiales; Aspergillaceae.
AUGCCAGUCUACCAUAUUGAACUGUUCCGCCUCAAGCCGAACGUGAGUCAAUCGCAAAUAGCAAUCAUGACACAGACAGCAAAGGAGAUGGUUGGCAAGAUCCCAGGCCUCGUUUCAUUGCAAGCUGGCCAGCCACUGUCAAUCUGUAUUCCUCGAGCUCAGGGCUAUGAUAUGGGACUUGUAGCUGUCUUGGAAAAGGCAGAAGAUGUUGCGAGCUAUGCAGUCCACCCUGCUCAUCUGGAGGUGCAUAAGAUGAGGGAAGAGCUGUGUGAUGACACUUUGGUGUAUGACCUGGAGUUCUAA